AUGUCGAAAGUACCAGCUAUCUAUCAAUUGGGUCAUUUACCCAUCAAAGACCACGUUUUUUCCCCAGAUAGAACAAUUCUCGCGGUGACCAAGGAGAAUGAAGUUGAGGUUUACAAGAUCAAUCCAUCCCACCUUGACUCUAAGCCUCAACUUAUUGCCAAUCUUAGAGACCACGACAAGACGGUGACUUCAGUUGACAUUUCACCAGACGGGUCUCGUAUUCUUACUUGUUCUCAAGAUAGAAAUGCUUUAGUUUGGGAAUAUCGUGAUGGCGAAUUUAAACCAACACUUGUUCUUCUCCGUAUCAAUAGAGCUGCCACAGUGUGUCGCUGGUCACCGGACGGACAGAAAUUUGCUGUUGGAUCCAGUGAUAGAAUUAUUGCUGUUUGCUACUACGAGGAAGAAAAUGACUGGUGGAUCUCAAAGCAUUUGAAAAAGCCAAUCAAGUCGACUAUCACCACUUUGGAUUGGCAUCCAAAUGGUGUGUUAUUAGCCUGCGGCUCAACCGAUGGUCAUGUGCGUGUGUUUAGUGGAUACAUCAAGGGAAUUGAUGCUAAGCCCGAGCCAAGUGUGUGGGGUUCGAAACUACCAUUUCAGACUCUUUGUGGCGACUUUACCAAUGAGACGUUGGCAUGGAUUCACGGAGUGAAAUUCAGUCCUGAUGGAAAUGCUUUGGCGUGGGUGUCACACGAUUCAUCAAUUGGUGUUGUUUAUCCCGAUGGUGAAGGGUUGCCUCCUAGAUCCAUUUUGAAUGUCAAGACGGAUUAUUUACCGUUCAAGUCCAUAGUGUGGACCUCCGACGACUCUGUUGUUGUGGGUGGUUUCAAUUGCAACUUGGUUGUCUUUAAGGGGAAUGAGUCUAGUUGGCAAGAGGCUUACAAGAUUGAAGAGCAAAAGGACUUGACAAAAGAUACACCAAGAAACCGCGAUGGCGAUAAUGAUGAUGAUGAAGACGAAGAUAGUCCUGAGAUAUCCUCGCACCAAGCAUUAAACAUGUUUAAGCAAAUGGAUUUGAAAGGAAGGGUCAACAAGCCGGGUGCAGGAAGCAGCGGUAAAUCCGCUAAAGCAUUGAGCACAAUACAUCAAAAUACAAUAGCCAGUAUAAGAAAUUUCGCUCCUGGAAAAGUCUCCACCUCAGGUAUCGAUGGUAAAGUGGUGAUUUUCAAUGUUUGA
Messenger RNA from Lodderomyces elongisporus, 1173 nucleotides. RefSeq names its product Arc40p (gene ARC40). Bases 1 to 1173 code for a protein of 390 amino acids. Gene Ontology annotation, molecular function: actin filament binding. The transcript has a single exon. NCBI's taxonomy places the organism in Eukaryota, Fungi, Ascomycota, Pichiomycetes, Serinales, Debaryomycetaceae. The record is from RefSeq and is a predicted model, not a curated record. Gene Ontology annotation, biological process: Arp2/3 complex-mediated actin nucleation. Gene Ontology annotation, cellular component: actin cytoskeleton; Arp2/3 protein complex.